This is a messenger RNA of Echinostoma caproni, 3381 nucleotides long. NCBI's taxonomy places the organism in Eukaryota, Metazoa, Platyhelminthes, Trematoda, Plagiorchiida, Echinostomatidae. The record is from the annotation of a GenBank genome assembly.
AUGGCAUCUAUUCCAGGUGCUGCGGUUUUCCCGGCUACCGAUAUCUCGGAGAUUCCAUGUCGUGUUUGUGGAGCCAAAUCGUCCGGAUUUCAUUUUGGCGCCAUCACAUGUGAGGGAUGCAAGGGUUUCUUUAGACGAACUAUAAACGAACGGGAAAGUCAGCGUUACACAUGUCGGAACGGCGGGAAUUGUGCAGUGACCGGGGCUACUCGAAAUAAUUGCAAAAGUUGCCGUUAUCGUCGUUGCUUGGCUGUGGGCAUGUCCAAAGACGGAAGUCGAAUCGGACGUCAACCAAAUGCAGUCAAACAUCGAUGUGCGAUUGAGAUAGAACAACUUCGCUCGGCCGUUUCCUGUGCGGUAUCCUGCCCGAACAAAUCUCCACUGAAAAGUUACAUACCUAGUCCACCGUUCUCUUUGUCCAACACGCGACUAUCUUUGGAUGAUCCCAGUCGCGCACUGAUGCUAAGCUAUAAUAAUAAUGUCCGAUUAGAGCAUCCGCCCAUGUCACAUUCGUAUCCCUCACAUAUGGUUCCCAACGCAAACGUGGUCUACUUUCGUCCGACAUUAUCCGAAUUCCAUAGCCAGUCUGACAUCACAGAACCUGCUCUGUUCACGCCCGAGUUACACAGUCCCAGAUCAACACGUCUCUCAGCCCCAUACACACCAACGGCCAUAACGGCCAGUCAAUCCGAUCAAUCCCAUAUUCCAGAGCUUCAUUCAGGUUGCAGUCUGAGACCACAACCGAUGGACGAGACUAGUGAACCAGAUCAAAUAUCUAUGCACCGACUAGGAUAUCCAUCCACUCGUACAGAUGAACCAUUGACCUCGCAAUUGUCGCAACAUCAAUUAGUAUCAACACAACAAGCAUUGGUCAGUUCACACCCUUAUACAUCAAGUGUAGAAGCCGUCUCGGAUGACGGGAUCGGAAAGAUGCCUGAGAAACGUGAGGACGCUCUGAUGCCACCGGAUUUACAUAAAUACAACUUCGAUCCGGGAGAUUACAACAGACUAACAGACCCCAUUGAUCUAUACAGUUCCCAGUCUCCAUCUACAUCGCUGGGUCCGGCUAUAGGAUUGUUACAAUUAUCUCAAGCAGCGCAAUACUUCAGUCAACAGGAACAAGCCGAAAGAACACAACAGGAUGGCCCCACUACCGAAAAGACCGAGUCUUCAACACGAUCUACACAAUAUCCCGGUUCGUCGUUAGGUUUGGAUUUGACCGAAACUAAACCCAAGUUAGAUCCAAAUCUGUCCCAUCAACAACAUCACAACCUUCGACUCCAUCAACAGCAUCAAUCUUUUGCAUCGCCAUCGUCCACCACCAUUUGUCCUCCAAGUUUUCCCACACCAGUGAAAGCAUUUGACGAUACGUAUGAAUUCAAAUCUACUCCACCUCAGGUAAACAUCAAUGAAGAUGAUAUGAAUCGUGCUACUGGAUCUCCAUUUUUAGAUCCUAGUGUAACUCAAACAGGUACACCUUCUGGAAUAAGGUCCGAUGCGGAGAAAAUAACCAACCCAGAUCGAUACAAGCCAAGUUCCAGUUCGGGAACAUCCUAUUUUUCCCCACCCAAAGCAUUUCUUAGUCGAUACAGUGCUACAUGUCGAUUAACGGAGGGACAUUGUGAACCGAAUAUGAGACCACACAUUUCACCGCACGUGACGAACGAAUCGACGUAUUUGGCAGAGAGAGAUCCUGUGGCUAAUGAGUGCCACAUGCGCGUUGCGGAGUACAACAGUGAACUGGAGUCUGGACUCACUUCUAUGGACAGGCAUGCAACUCACGUGACAGAAUGGGCAUCUGAUUGGCUACGAGUUGGACGUCAUAUUCCGCCCACUAAUCAGGAAUCCAUCAGCCGUUAUUCCACUCCCAGUUCAUUACCCGUGUCUAACCUUCCCUCAUGCAUGGAAUCACAAUCACUGGACGACCAAGGGGAACGUUUUGAUGAGCGAUCUUCCCCGGAAAAUCCUGCAACUUUGGUGGCGCGUUAUUUGAGGCAAACACAAUCGAUGCCUUCGGCUACUAGUUCGAACACGAUUGACUUGACGGCAUCAUCAUUUUCCCGUCCCCAAGCCGAGGAAUUCAUCUCUUCCCAUGUAUCGACCGAGCAGAAUGCGAGGCAAACGGACCUGUCACAAUCAGGGAUGUCACAACCCAAAUUAUUAACCCUGUUGGAGAAAGUUGACCUGGACACGGAAACUUCGUUUCCAGGCUGGGUUGCUCAUUCAACGCAGAACGAAGCUAUGGAUCCAAUGGCAAGCGAAGUUAGGGAUCGGAAUCAAACCAAACCCUUGGAAUUUCCUAGGGUUGAACCAAUGUCAACCUCAGUGGACGAGGGAACAAUGCGAUCCCCGAGUCGACAACCCAUGAGUGAGACUAGCAUAGGAUCGGGCAACUCUCAUGUGUCUCAGUCCGUUCGGCACAGAUUGAAUCACCCAAAUAUGCAUGGAGCUUCGCAUCCGAAUCUCUCAGACAGGAGAAGUGACUCUGAAUUGCCAAAUGCACCAAAUGAGCCAGUCGGGUUAUCGUAUUCUACCUCUUCGGGUUCGCUUAUUUCUUCCACCGGUCUAACUGAGACGGUCACAGAUUCCCCAUAUUCUCAUUCGGCGUUGCGUGAUCCUAUGCCCUCGGAAAUUCUGUUCAUUGAUCGAGUGAUGAAAGCGGUUCAAUGUCUUCGCUUUGUUCCUUCAAGAAUUUCUUCUAACCCCAAACAACUGCACGAAUGGAGCGCCCCAGACGUGAUCUGGUCACGAGUAAUGCAACAUUUUGAAAUAUACGCGCAUCAGAUUACCCGAUUUGCCCGGGAAGUUCCCGGUUUCCGUGACCUGUCUCGUGUGGACAUGAUAACUCUGGUCCAGUCAGGAACAUUUCCCAUCAUACUCCUUCAGUUAUCUCGUGAACGCGAGGGUGGUAGUGGGGAAUACAAUUAUUUCGAUUUCCAUUCAACCGAGAGAAGAAUCAUCGUGCGUGAAUUUCCCACUUUACAACGGCUUGCAGAUCAGCUGUGUGAGAUCGGACAUGUGAUGCGCACGCUGCGACUGGACGAGAGUGAGAUGGGUUUACUCUGCUGUUUGGUUUUAUUGCAUGCUGAUGAUCAUCAGCAAUUCGAGGAUCCAAAUAGAGUGCAAACUACCUAUCAACAUGCGUUAAUGGUACUAGAGAAAUACGAACAAGCCCGUGCAAACUCCGAACAACGUAUCCGAGACCUACUAGCUGUGAUUCCCAUUCUGGAUGAAAUGAGCCGAGAGCAUCAGCAAAUUAUCAGACAAAUACGGCGCCAAUACCAUCACCUCGUGUUUUCUGAACUGUACGUCCAAAUGUUCCGACUGGAUGAUGAAAAUGAGGGAGACGAGAAUAUCGAACUGCUGGAGCAUUCUGGCUAA